This is a messenger RNA of Fusarium subglutinans, 957 nucleotides long. RefSeq names its product NADPH-dependent beta-ketoacyl reductase (rhlG). The record is from RefSeq and is a predicted model, not a curated record. Gene Ontology annotation, molecular function: oxidoreductase activity, acting on the CH-OH group of donors, NAD or NADP as acceptor. The transcript has 3 exons. The coding region runs from base 1 to 957 and encodes 318 amino acids. Gene Ontology annotation, cellular component: cytoplasm. Lineage: Eukaryota; Fungi; Ascomycota; Sordariomycetes; Hypocreales; Nectriaceae.
AUGGCCGAGAUAUUCUUAUCCUCAGAUAUCGCAGAUAAUGUGAAGGGGAAGGUGGUUGUCAUGACAGGUAUUAUUCACCAUGCCAGCUUUCCAGGCGGUGCCCAAGGAAUUGGAGCAGCAACAGUCUCCCUGCUGUACGAGAGAGGCGCCCAUGUUUAUUUCGGAGACUUAGAUGAUGUCAAGGGCCAUCAAAUGGUUAGCCAUAUCCAGUCAAGUAUGCCUCAGAGCAGCGGAUCGGUACAUUUCCAGAAGCUCGACGUCCGCAACUACAACGAACAACUUCAGCUCUUCAAGACCCCUUAUGAAGAGAGAGGUCAUGUCGAUAUUGCCAUCUCCUGCGCUGCUGUCAUAGAGCCGAAUGGUUGGUUUGGGCCUGACCAACUUACCCUCCAAGCGGUGGAGACGGAACCCCAGCCGCUCAAGAAUACUAUCGACAUCAACCUUACGAGCGUUGUUCUCUUUUGUCGAUUAGCAAUUGCUUUUAUGAAGGCAGAUAAAGAACCAACCAAGUCAAGCGACUUCUCCAAGUCUAUCGUCUUGCUGUCUUCUAUCGCUGGAAUAACCGAAGCAGCUGGUCUCUUCGCCUACAGCGCUUCAAAGCAUGGCAUUAUUGGGCUAAUGCGAUCCUUACGGGCGCUGGCGUCAGCCAAAUACUGUAUCCGCAUCAACGCCGUGUGUCCCUGGGCGACGGAUACGCAGAUGAUCGAUAAUGUCCGUUCGAUCUGGGAUACGCAUCAUCUCCCACUGAAUGCGCCCAAUGAUGUUGCGCAGUUUAUCACUCAGCUGGCAACUGACAAGUGUUUGAGUGGGAAGUCUGUUCUGGUCGCUGGCGGAAGAGGCUUUGACACAGAGGAAGGUAUUGAUAAGACGAUGUCUGAGUGGUUUGGACCUCUUACGGAAGAGUUCUGGCGCGGGCAAAAAGCCUUUGGGACGGGUGAUCAAUGGUCGGAUAUCUAA